Molecule: messenger RNA, 1305 nt
Organism: Nothoprocta perdicaria
Lineage: Eukaryota; Metazoa; Chordata; Aves; Tinamiformes; Tinamidae
Gene: HAPLN2
Product: hyaluronan and proteoglycan link protein 2
Exons: 6
Coding region: 149-1174 (341 amino acids)
Biological process (GO): cell adhesion
Molecular function (GO): hyaluronic acid binding
Source: RefSeq, a predicted model, not a curated record
AGCAGGGCCGCGCGGCUGCCUCGGGAGGAGGCGACAUCCGAGUCACCGCGGGCGCCUGUGGCCGACAGCUCCGGGUGCUGUGGAUGGGACUGGUGGCCUGGCCGAGGACGUGGCCGUGGACGGCUCGUUCCUGCCUCCGUCUCUAAGGAUGCAGCAGCUUCUCCUGCUCAGCUCACUGUGGCUCCUGGGGACCCCUCCAGGCGCAGCCAUCUACCAGCACCCAACGGAGAGCCCAGCCACCCCGCGCCUGCAGUACCUGCUGGAGCCCCUACACGCUGUGGUGCACACGUGGCGUGGUGCCACCGUCACGCUGCCCUGCGUGCUGCGCGCCCUGCCCAACGGCUACCGCGUGAGGUGGAGCAAGGUGGAGGCUGCCAGUUACCUGGAGAGCGUCAUCGUUGUCACCAACGGGCUCGCGCAGAAGAGCUACGGGCCGCUGAGUCCCCGGGCGAGCCUGCGGCAGAGCCACCGCUACGACGCCUCGCUCACCAUCGCCAACGUGGCGCUGGAGGACGAAGGGCGCUACCGCUGUCAGCUGCUCAACGGGCUGGAGGAUGAGAGCGUCUCGCUCAUGCUGCACCUCGAAGGUGUUGUCUUUCCCUACCAGACCAGCACCGGGCGCUACCAGUUCAACUACCAUGAGGCCAAGCGCGCGUGUGAGCAGCAGGACUCACGUCUGGCCACCUACCAGCAGCUCUACAAAGCCUGGACCGAGGGUCUGGACUGGUGCAACGCGGGCUGGGUGCUCGACGGCACCGUGCACUACCCCGUGAUCAACGCGCGGGAGCCCUGCGGGGGCCGCACGCUGCUGCCGGGGCUGCGCUCCUACGGCGCGCGGGACAAGCAGCGGGACCGCUUCGACGCCUUCUGCUUCACCUCCGUCCUCAAAGGCCACGUGUACUUCGUGCGCGGCCAGCUGAGCUUCGAGGAGGCCGCCCGUGCUUGCCGCAGCCGCGGGGCCGCCCUGGCCAAAGUGGGGCAGCUCUACUCGGCCUGGAAGUUCUCCCGGCUGGACCGCUGCGACGGGGGCUGGCUGGCCGACGGCAGCGUGCGCUACCCCAUCGCCAGCCCGCGCCCGCGCUGCGGCGGCCUCCCGCAGCCCGGCGUGCGCAGCUUCGGCUUCCCCAACAAGGACCUGCGGACCUACGGCACCUACUGCUUCGUUGGGACGUAGGAGCGCCGGGAGAGGAGUCGGGAGGAGGGUCGGGAUGAGCCUGCGGCGGGGAUGGAGAUGGGCGUUGUUUUAGGGUGGUUUCACGGGGUUUCUGCAUUCUCCCGCUCUCAGGUGGCUUUUGGAGGCUCCCA